AUGAACUCUGAUGGCAACUGAAAACUUAUGAACAGGAAGUAGAGGGGGAUUGUUUAAAUGCGUAAUUAUCUGCUAUUGUUAUGAUAUACUUAUUGAUACAGAUAAUUUAAUAAUAGAUUUGUCACUUUUUUACCGUGAUUGAUACGCCCCAGCAGUUACUCAACCGUUUUAAUCAUUUUUACGGACAGCAAUAAAAAUGCCUCGAAAUAGUUCACUUCUAUACUACAUUUUGUAUAUCUCAAUUGGAUUUGUUUAUCCUGCAUACUGCUCUUUGAAUGCUUUGAAUACUCCAGAUAAAAAAGAUGAUUCCAUAUGGCUAAUUUAUUGGAUCGUUUUUGCAAUUUAUACUCUCUUAGAAGUGGGACUGGAUAUGAUUUUAUUCUGGCUUCCAUUAUACUCCUACCUCAAGCUUUUUUUUCUUUUAUGGUGCGCUGCACCCAUUGGAAAAAACGGAGCUUAUUACAUCUUUAAAAUAUUUAUUGAACCAUUUUUCCGAAUGUAUGGAGGACAUAUCAAUUAUUAUCUCACUCAAGUUGUAGAAACUGCAAAGAGUUCUGCCGAUUACAUUCCAGCAUAUCCAAAAUAAGUUUAUGUGUCAUUUCUUCAUUGAACUGCAUCAUUCCUGUUAGUAUUUGUCUUUUGAAGAUAACUGUUUGUGCCAAAAUUUUGCGGAUUGAAAGUAUUAAAACUCAUUAUAUUUCAUUUUAAUAAAAUCUAUAUUUUACGCUUAAAA
Messenger RNA from Parasteatoda tepidariorum (common house spider), 733 nucleotides. RefSeq names its product receptor expression-enhancing protein 5. NCBI's taxonomy places the organism in Eukaryota, Metazoa, Arthropoda, Arachnida, Araneae, Theridiidae. The record is from RefSeq and is a predicted model, not a curated record.